Messenger RNA from Eremothecium cymbalariae DBVPG#7215, 1197 nucleotides. RefSeq names its product telomere maintenance protein PBP2 (gene PBP2). Gene Ontology annotation, biological process: regulation of gene expression; regulation of RNA metabolic process. Lineage: Eukaryota; Fungi; Ascomycota; Saccharomycetes; Saccharomycetales; Saccharomycetaceae. The record is from RefSeq and is a predicted model, not a curated record. Gene Ontology annotation, molecular function: mRNA binding. Gene Ontology annotation, cellular component: nucleus; cytoplasm. The transcript has a single exon. Bases 1 to 1197 code for a protein of 398 amino acids.
AUGAGUGAUGAAGAACUUGCCAGUGCUUCCCCUAAUAUUCUUAAAAGAAAGCCAGAUGAUGAUGAGAAAUCGCUCGAGGCGGAGAUUAAACGUGUUGCCUUAGAUGACGAUUCUCCACCUGUAACACAUAUUCCAGACUAUGUUCACAUGCGGAUGUUAUGCUUGGUUAAGCAUGCAUCGAUGGUGGUUGGUGCCAAGGGUGAAAGGAUAUCACGGAUCAAGGAGGACACUAAGACAAGGAUUAAUGUGUCGGAUAAUAUUAAAAAUGUACCAGAGAGGGUAGUAUACUUAAGAGGGUCAUGUGAAGAUGUUGCUAAAGCUUUUGGUAAGAUCUCACGUGCUAUUAACGAUGAAGAUGAUCGAGAAUCAAAUGAGAGGUCGUUACCGUUGACUGUGAACUUAUUAAUACCCCACCACUUAAUGGGCUACGUCAUUGGUAAACAGGGAUCUCGUUUAAGAGAAAUCGAAGAUCUCAGCGCCGCCAGGUUAGUGGCAGGUCCGCAGCAGCUUCCAAUGUCCAAUGAUAGAGUGUUAUGCAUUACUGGUGUCGCGGAUGCAAUUCACAUUGCCACGUACUAUGUGGGUCAAACAAUUUUGACUUGUGAGCCCAAAUAUAAAAACAAGAAGACGAUUUUCUACCAACCAAACCCUUUACAUUCAGUAUUGGUGAAUAAUUAUGGUAUUGCUAUACAGCACCAGCAGCACCAUCAGUACCAUCCUGGGGACAAGAUAAAAAGGUCCAAAUCUCGCAUGUCACCGGUAUUGCCCCCGACACCCAACGAAAUGAUGCUUCAGCCAUCUCAUAACAAUGGAGGUGUGAUUCCAAUUGGACCCUCUGGAUCUACAAUAUCUAACUCUACAAGUGCUGUUGUGCUGCCUCACGUAAGAAUUGUAGAAAUCAUGAAUCCGCAACCUCAAGUAACUCCCGUCGUUCAGGAAAUCUUUAUUGAAGAUUCAAUGGUCGGUAAUGUCAUUGGAAAAGGUGGAAAGAGUAUUGCACAGAUCAAAGGAUCUACAGGUUGUUCGAUACAAAUAUCCGAACCUAUACCUGGAUUGAGAGAACGUAAAUUGACAAUUAUUGGAACACCGAUCGGAAAUCAAACUGCUGUCAUGAUGAUAAAUAACAAGAUAGAUAUCGACAAGAGAACUCAACAACAGAGAAAUAAACAGCAGCACAAUGUACAUUUGAGAAACUAA